CACGGUCAUAUGACCACAAGGAAGCGUGUUUACAUUUUCCUGCUCCUAACACGCCGAAAAUAAUAUAACUGUUUCCUGCUAACGAACAGCACAAUGACAAAGCUUCAGAUCAUAAACACUUUUCUGACGGAGCGCCUGAUGGCGGCGCUCAAUGAAAUCAUGGACAUGGUCGGCGGAACUGUCCUGCAGUAUGAGAAAGAGCUGGACUACAUACAGAAAGACAACGAGUACCUGAGACGAAGACUGAAGGAGACCGAGAAACUCGUCGAGUCGAGCGGUAUAAUGUCCCUGCAUAGAAAGAGUUCUGUCGGAGGUCCAGAUGUCUCAAACCCUGCACCAGAAUCACCUUCACAGCAACUGAGGUGGACUUCUGGUUUUGAAACAGAAACAAUGCCUACAGAGAUCUAUCAGAACCAGAACCAGGUAUCCAAUGACCAAUUCACCAGCACAAAGGUCGAAGAGUUCUCCAGCCAUGCAGUUCUGGUGACUGAAUCAGACAUCAGUUUGUCUUGUGCCCCAGACAUCAGUUUAUCUUGUCCUCCAAUAAGAAACAGACUGGUUGAAACAGAUAGUGACUUUGAAACACUCACUUUAAAAGACUAUCCUUGUGAUGUUAAAACAGAGCCCUCUGAAAGUCUUGAUUCACAGUCGACCAAUGCUAACACAUCAGCUUACAGUCCGAUACCUCAUUGCACUUCUAAGUUGUCAGCUACUAAUGAUAUUAGUCACAGGUCUGAUCCUAAUGUUUUCAUCCUAUCAAAUUCCACAACUGAUUUAGAAUCACCUAACCAAAUCAACAAUUGCUCUAUAUCAAAGCCUAGAACUUUUCAAGUGUCUGUCAGUAAGAUCAGCCCCAAUGAGUUAAAGACGACUUGUCCGGAAUCAGGCAUAGCUCACAUAAAUUACAGCACCCCACAUCAAAACACUGUCUCCGGAUCAGCCAAGAGCAGUGCUCAUGAUGCUGUCAGUACCAAUGGCCCACUCAAUGUUUUAGUCAACCCCAUAUGUCAUGCGCCUUUCAGUAGGGAAAUCAGGCUGGGAAGGGGAAGAGGAAGAGCGAAAGGUCCAGGAAGACACAUGUGCACCCAGUGUGGAAAGCUGUUCCCUCAUUAUUCACGACUAAAGGUGCACAUGCGCAUUCAUACAGGGGAGAAGCCGUAUGCCUGUGCCCAGUGUGGAAAACGCUUCAACAAUGACGGUACUCUGAGGAACCACAGUCGGGUGCAUCUGCAGUUGCGUCUGUACGACUGUCCAGUGUGUUCACGUAGUUUUAAGGAUGCAUACACCUGUCGAAAUCACAUGCGGUUACAUACUAAGUCGGGCCACGCUGCUUCGACCUCAGCAGGCAAAUUAAACAGGACUUGAGUUACAAAAGAAAGACUCAUGGGAAUGUUUUCACGUUGAUCAUGACAUGCAGCAUAGUGUUGUUUUCUCUUUUAAAUCAAGCUCUGGAGAAGCACUGUUGUGUAGAGUUAAAGGGAUAGUUCACCCAAAAAUUCUAUAAAUUCUAUCAUCAUUUACUUACCCUCAUGUAAUCCAAAUGACUCCAGUGGUUAAAUCCAUGUCUUCUGAAGUGAUCCAAUUGGUUUUGGGUUAUAACAGACCAAAAUGUAAUCCUUUUUCACUAUAAAUUUUGACAUCAACUGUCUCCUUGGUGAUCAUGAUUUUCAGCUUGAUUACACUUCCUAGCACCACCUAGCACUCUGUGUAUGUGUCAAGCACUAGUAGGAAGUGUAAUCGAGCUUGAAAUCAGAAAUGCCAAGGAGACUGCUGUCAAGAUUUUUAGUGAAUAAGGAGUUACAUUUUGGUCUGUUAUCACCCAAAACCGAUUGGAUCACUUUAGAAGGCAAUGAUUUAACUACUGGAGUUGUAUGAAUUACUUUAAUGCUGCCUUUUUGGAGCACAAGUUUUGGUCACUAUUCACUUGCAUUGUGAGGACCUACAGAGCUGAAAUAUUCUAAAAAUCUUCCUUUGUGUUCUGCAGAAGAAAUGCAUACACCUCUGGGAUGCAUGAGGGUGGGUAAACAAUGAGAUAAUUUUCAUUUUGGGUGAACUAUUCCUUUAAUUAAAAUAAAAGUUUCUCUCAAUCUUGCUCCUGGGGGCUCUCCAGCACUAACAUUAGGUAUCACUCUAAUUUCACACACAAUUCAGAUCAUGGAGUACUGACUGAGAUACAUUGUAUCAGAAAUCAAUGUGCUGUGCCGCGAGGCCCCCAGUGGCAGGAUCGAGAAACACUGAAGAACUAAAUAUAGGACUUCAUAUGAUAAUAUCUUCAUGUGCUUAGAAGAAAAAGUGUCUAACAGUAUUUCCUAAAGGGUAUUUGAUGGUAUUUUUUUUAAAUAAAUGUUAUGUUCCUGUUGUAUACAGUAGAGUACGAUUAACAAGUGCCAGUAUUUCCAGCUAUAAGCAGUGCUGUUUUUUAUUUGUUGAUGUUGCUUCUUUUAA
Molecule: messenger RNA, 2445 nt
Organism: Xyrauchen texanus (razorback sucker)
Lineage: Eukaryota; Metazoa; Chordata; Actinopteri; Cypriniformes; Catostomidae
Product: zinc finger protein 62 homolog
Exons: 2
Coding region: 94-1365 (423 amino acids)
Source: RefSeq, a predicted model, not a curated record